UGUAAUGUAUUUUUGUAAUGGCGAGCAUGUUUGGAAGAUUUGUUUUCAAUGCAAAUUUAAGGAAAUCAGUUGAUUUUAGAAGGUUUUCUAGUUUCAAAAGUAAUUAUAGUUUGGAUAAAAUAUAUCCAAAUAGUAAUUUAAAUAUUAGCACAGCACAGGAGAUUCCAAAAAAUGAAGGAGAAAAAUUUUCUGGUUAUAUUCCACUAGAAGAUAUACAAAUAACACAUAGUAGAAGCAGUGGACCUGGAGGACAAAAUGUCAAUAAAGUGAAUAGUAAAGUAGAAGUAAGAUUUCAUUUAUCUUCUGCUCAAUGGAUACCCGAGAAAGGACGAAAGAGAAUGGAAGAAAUGCAUAAAAAUCAGUUAACAAAAGAUGGAUAUUUAAUAAUUAAAUCUGAUAAAACAAGAACUCAAAGCAUAAAUCUAGCAGACUGUUUAGAUAAAUUACGUUGUAUAGUGAGGGAAGCAUGCAAGCCACCACCAGAAGUUUUACCAGAAACAAGUAUGAUGUUAAAAGCUAGGAAAGAAAGACAGGCAAGAGAACGUUUGCGACAGAAAAGGAUGCAUUCUGAAAUAAAGAAUAGCCGAAAAGCAGUUACAGCACAUGAUUUAUGAUUAUAGCCAAGGUAGGGUGUCAUUCUACUAUUCUUGAAGAUGCAGGAUUGAAUUUGGGUAGCUGAAGAAUCCUAGGAAUUUUUCAUACAUAGUCUGUCCCAGAUGUUAAGCUCUGUCUUUCACCAUCUAUCUAUCCAUUUUUACCAUGCCCUCUUAAUAUCCACAGAGUAGAAAGAGAAAAAAAUGGAAAAAAGAAAAGAUUGUAAUCUUUUGUAAUCUGUAAAAAAUUUUCAUGAAUGAUCUGUAAUCUUUUGUAACUUUUUAUUCUAUCAGAAUCAAUGUGAUGAGUAGAAAAAUAGUAUGA
Molecule: messenger RNA, 918 nt
Organism: Centruroides sculpturatus (bark scorpion)
Lineage: Eukaryota; Metazoa; Arthropoda; Arachnida; Scorpiones; Buthidae
Product: peptidyl-tRNA hydrolase ICT1, mitochondrial-like
Exons: 7
Coding region: 18-614 (198 amino acids)
Biological process (GO): mitochondrial translational termination
Cellular component (GO): mitochondrial large ribosomal subunit
Molecular function (GO): translation release factor activity
Source: RefSeq, a predicted model, not a curated record